Ilex paraguariensis (yerba mate) is the source of this 343-nucleotide messenger RNA. The record is from the annotation of a GenBank genome assembly. NCBI's taxonomy places the organism in Eukaryota, Viridiplantae, Streptophyta, Magnoliopsida, Aquifoliales, Aquifoliaceae.
AUGGCAGUGGCCCGUUCCUCUCUUCUCACUCUGAUUGUUAAUUAUUGUUUCAAGAAUGUUAGGGAAUAUAUAGAUGUGGUGAUUACUGUCGCGAAUUGUCGAUCGGUGCUGGAGAAGUGGCUGUGUGAAUUCGAACCCGCAGAGUCCACGAAGGUUCUGAGGCAAAAACCGAGGAGGUUGAAUGUUGGGAGCUGGUCGAAGAUGAGAGACAGUCAGCAACGGCACGGCAGAGAGGCUCCGGUGGCUUCUUCAGCUGCGAAGAUCUCAGCCUCGAUGCUCCACCAGCACCACCCAACUGAAAUCUUGAGCUCUUCGUCAAGGUCUAUAGCUCGUCGACAUCAAU